This is a messenger RNA of Trichomycterus rosablanca, 2976 nucleotides long. RefSeq names its product synaptotagmin VIIb (gene syt7b). Gene Ontology annotation, biological process: cellular response to calcium ion; regulation of calcium ion-dependent exocytosis; regulation of dopamine secretion. Gene Ontology annotation, cellular component: plasma membrane; synaptic vesicle. Gene Ontology annotation, molecular function: clathrin binding; SNARE binding; calcium ion binding. The transcript has 16 exons. Bases 1 to 2322 code for a protein of 773 amino acids. The record is from RefSeq and is a predicted model, not a curated record. NCBI's taxonomy places the organism in Eukaryota, Metazoa, Chordata, Actinopteri, Siluriformes, Trichomycteridae.
AUGCAGAAGUCUGACCUCAAGCAGAGCCCUGACCUCAACCGCAUCCGAGAGCUUUGGGAUGAAUCGGGACGCUCGGCGUGCGUGUGCACGCGUGACGGGAGUGUGAGAGGAAUGAUGAUGAUUUCCGGACGCAGAGAGAGUUUCGAUUCGGGAGGAGCAGAGAGGAUAAAGCGGGAUAACCGGGAACGGGAAAGAAGGUGGAACGGGAAGGAGAACGCGGAAGGAGAGGCAGCCAUGCGCCUGAACCGAGACGCCGAGGAGGAGGAGGACGGCAAAGGACCGGGUGAGAUCAGACGAGCAGGUGAACAGGAGGUGGAUCACACUCCCACCGUGAGUGGGGACUCGGUCACGCCGCCGUAUUUCUCUCCGAGCAUCGUGAAAGCUCUAAGUUCCCUGUCGCUGGGCGUCUUCCUCGUAUCGGUCAGUCUGACGGUGUGCCUCGUCUGGCUGGUGGCGCUCUGCGGCGUCUGUGGAUGGUGCCAACGCAGACUGGGGAAGAGGAAUAAGCCAGGUUUGGACACGGCCAGUUCCCCGGACUCGGUGUCAGUACGAGGUCGAGGAGAAAAUAAUGAUCUGGACCGGGAUUUCUGGAACAACAACGACAGCAGUAACGUUCAGCAGAGGUGGAGUUCCUAUCCCCCUAAAGAGUUCCUCCUGAACAUGUCUCCAUACGCUCCAUACGGAGAUCCACGCCUCACCCCCAAUGGCUCGCUGGAGAGGUGCGAGGCGGGCGGGGGUUCGGGCCCCGGUCCCAGUCGCAGUGACAGCAGCAAGAGUGUUGAGGCAGGAAGCGGCAAAGCCGGGAGGUGGCAAACCGUCAAGAGCCACGUGCGGUCGGGCAUCCUGAGACCCAGCAAUUUCGGAGACUCCUCGCCCCUGUCCACCACGUCCACUCUGGAGCACAUCGCGCCGGCGGCGUGCCGUCCUCGACCCCUGGUCCGGCAGCAGAGCCUCCAGCAGCCCCUGAGCAUCCGGCCCCCUCCGCCGCCCAACGACCCCCCCGCCACCUCACAGAGCCUGGGCCAGCUGAACCCCGGGCCCGGGGGUGGUGGAGGCGGGGGGCGGGGGGUUGUGCGGCCGGGGGGGCGGGGUAGCCCGGCCGCGUCGGGGGCGUCCCGGUACAAGUCGGGCGCGGGGGCUCGAUCACGCUCCAACCCGGGCAGCUGGGAUCACAUGGUGGGGCAAAUCCGCACCCGGGGCAUGGACGUCAAAUCCUUCCUGGAGGGUAAGAUGGUGGUGCUGUCCCUCGCCAUCGGCCUCGCCGAACAGGACGACUUCGCCAACCUGCCAGACCUGCAGGAGGAUCCUGCCAGCCUGGAAACUCCCCCCACAGACAAGAGAGCCGUCGGAAAUAAACCCAACUGCAGCCCUAAAGGCCAGACGCCAGACGAGACGCACAGACGCACGGACGCCAACUCCUACGCCUCGGACCUGGCCAACUCCGUCACCAGCGACAUGCUCAUGUUAUCUCCUGGUUCUGAAGAGGAGGAACAUGAAGGACCCGUCUGCGAGAAGCUGGGACGUAUCCAGUUCAGCGUGGGCUACAGCUUCCAGGACUCCACGCUUACAGUCAAGAUCCUCAAAGGUCAGGAUCUACCAGCCAAAGAUUUCUCGGGAACCUCUGACCCGUUCGUGAAGAUCUACCUGCUCCCGGACAAGAAGCACAAGCUGGAGACCAAGGUGAAGAGGAAGAACCUGAACCCUCACUGGAACGAGACCUUCCUGUUCGAAGGUUUCCCGUUUGAGAAGGUGGUUCAGCGCACGCUGUACCUGCAGGUCCUGGAUUACGACCGGUUCAGUAGAAACGAUCCGAUCGGGGAGGUCUCCGUCACCCUCAACAAGCUGGACCUGGCGCACAUGGAGACCUUCUGGAAGGAGCUGAAGCCCUGCAGCGACGGCAGCGGGAGUCGGGGCGACCUGCUGGUGUCGCUGUGUUAUAACCCCUCGUCAAACAUCAUCACUGUGAACAUCAUAAAGGCGCGAAACCUUAAAGCCAUGGACAUCGGUGGCACCUCAGACCCGUACGUGAAGGUGUGGCUGAUGAACAAAGAUAAGCGGGUGGAGAAGAAGAAGACGGUGGUGAUGAAACGAUGUCUGAACCCCGUCUUUAACGAAUCCUUUCCCUUCGACGUUCCCGCCCACGUCCUGAGGGAGACCACCAUCAUCAUCACGGUCAUGGAUAAGGACAGGCUCAGCCGAAACGACGUCAUCGGGAAGAUCUAUCUUUCAUGGAAGAGUGGUCCAGCAGAGGUCAAACACUGGAAAGACAUGAUGGGGCAUCCUCGCACUACCGUGGCCCAAUGGCACGCCCUCAAAGCUUAACGGACACGCCCGUGUGACUCCGCCCUCAGAUCAAAACCACGCCCACAAACCCCUGUUAUUAUGCACAAGCUCGAACACGGGUACCAAAAGCCAUCCAACCUUCAGCCACUGUUUUAUUUUAUUUCCUCCGAGGUCCAUUUCUUGAUUUUCGGGUGAGUCGAGACCCACUUAAAAUCGAGGCUGAUCACUGCCGUGAAGAUCACAGACGCCCCGCGUCAUUCAGCGCAAAUCAGGUUCAUCUUCCUCCGCGUGAUUCCGAGCAGGGCGAGCGGACGUCCUGAAGACGGGAAGGAGAAGAUCCGACCCCCCACUGCCGUGUUUUUGCACCCUCUAUUCCGUCCAUUCUUCCUCCCGAAACCUACGCGAGGGUCCGACCGGACCGAGUCGCGGUGCAAUACCUGACGGAGAGAGAGACGGACUCGGGGGGGUGAAGCUCUCCUCCGUCACCACGUGUAGAAACUCAUGUUUGCUGGAACUCCUCGUCGUCCGUUUGUACCGUGGGUGCCGUGAUGUGACAAACAAGAGUUGUUGUUCCAAAAAAACACUGAAAAAAAAAACAAGCUGGAUUAAAAGUGUUGGGGUGUUUUCAUGCCGCAUUCGUUCAGUUGGGUUCAAAUCAAACCUAAAAGAGGAGCAAAAUACAACUGAUGGAUU